GCCCAUGAUAGUCGGGGUGGGCCGGCCGGUCGACGUCGGUGACCGUCGACUCAAACGAAACUGUUCGAAUAAAUUGGGUCGAAACAAUUAUGUGCUGGCUCUCAACAGUUGACAAGACCAGCGUCCAGUGUAGUGCGGACACAGGCAGUUGCACUAUCGGUAGUGGUAAAGCUCUUUGUCGUGGCGGGUGAUAGCGAUUGCAUCGUUCCGCCAAGAACAGUUGUGCUGUUCUUAUUUUUCCAAUCCGACUUGGAGUAACGAUAGAGCAGGUCAGCAGGAUUGCACGGCUACCUGACUGCUGGGCAUCGCGUUAUGAGACAAUAGUAUUAUAACAAUUGCUAUCACAUUCAGAGAAAGAGAGAGAGUGAGCGUGAGAGGGAGAUCGCUAGUAGUACUUUCUGACCAGCCAUGGCUGCAGACCAGACGAUAUUCCGAUCGUCCCUGCUGGGACCGAUACGAGAGCCAGCUGUCACAGUUGCGAUCGACACCAGUGCGUCCAUGUACGCGCACCUGUCCCUUAUUGAACACGGCAUCGGACUGUGGCUCCAGGCCUGCUCCAAGACCCCGUUCAGUCCGCCACGCAUCAAUCUGGCGGCGCUGGGCGCACAGCCAUGGCGAUGGCGAGAGAGUGUGGCGCUGAUGACGCCGAACAACCUGGGCGCGGCGCUGGACUGGCUGAGUAGGCUGCAGUGCGGUGGAGGAGAGUGCGAUCUGACGGAGGGCAUGAGACUGGUGCUGUCGGACAUAACCAGUCAUGCGGUGUACUUCAUUACAGAUGGCUUUACCAGCACGAAUGGUCGCAGCAUACACGACACCAUCGCACAGCUGGUAAAGUUCAACCAAUCGUCCCAGUCUAUCCACGUUAUCAUUAUCGGCACGGAACAGGACCUUCUUGGCGACAACGACUCCUCACCCAAUCAAAUAUGGCGUCAACAAAACAUUGACACGGAGCCAGUGGACCUGACCGGCUUCUCAGGCCCGGAUAGCAAGAACGUUCUACUGUCCCUGGCUCGGCAGACCCUGGGAUCAGUUCGUCAUGUUGUCGUGCCACCGCAAACAGCCAGGGGACAAGUUCAAGUUCCCCAUUCCACCAUCGUCAACGACUUCAACCCGAAUAGUGCUGCGUCGGCGACAGGGAAAUCCCGCAGCACCCCUCUGGGCCAUGCCGAUCCGGAUUUUAACAGUUCCGUCGUGACCUGGGGACGCCCCCUGACUCCGGACACAGCCCGGCGCACGAUGUCACCGCCGCUGGGCGUGGGUAACACUGCUACAAACAGUCUGGGUAUGAGUACAAACGCCGCGCCCAGCUCCAGGUUGGUGCUAAAUCCGGGUGCCAGUCUUGAGCCAGUGGAGAGUCUUCUGGGUCGCUUUGUGAUGGCCGACUACAUGAAGGGCAUGCAGGUGUUGGCAAUGGUCUAUGGUGAGGGUGUGUACCGACCAGCUACUAUCACCGAGCAGGUUGAUGCCGAGGAAUUUCUCGUUGAAUUCCACGAAAGUGAGGAGCUAGUGGACGGUCACCGGCCGUACCGACGACAGCAGAAGACCCAGCUGACAGACCUGCUGGCCUUCAUCGACGCUCAGCAGCGGGCGUUCGACGUCACCGACCGGGUGCUAGCCCUGCGACGCGACGAGCACGGCAACGAGCUCUACAUACCAGCGACGGUGAUGAAGAUGUCGGAAAUGACCAUAGACGGCGUGCACGAGAUCAAGGUGCUGGUCGCGUUCUACGACGGGCAGCUGGAAGGACUGCUUCACCAUCAGGUGCUUAAGAUAUCGGCAUCGCGCUAUCUCAAGGCCGUGCAAGCCAUUUCGGCCGAGUCCAAUGCCGAGUGGACAUCCACCACGUACUCGCCGUUGUUCCUAGGGCCCACUAUCCACAGUCCCAGGGCGUACAGCACUGGAACGUAUGAACGGACACACGGCAGUGCAUUGAACUCACCAACGAGGACAUUACCUAGUGGUGGCCAUGUCGGUGUCCACGGUGCUAGCCGUACCGCUGCUAAGACGGUAGUGAUGAAGGACAGUGACCAUGACGAUGACGGUGCUGAUGAUGCUGGUGGCGGUGUUCAUCGCGGCAAGGCUAUUGAUGAUGAGGAUGCAUUUCCCAAGCCGACCAAGAGGGACAUGUACGCGUCUUCGGCAGAGAAAACGCUGGAUGUGUUUUCCGACACUUCUUCGCCCCGGCAGCAUUCCUACGAAGCAGAGCCCAAACCCAUGCAGCAGUCGAGUGGCAAUGGCGACGCUUUGCUAAACUUGUCCAGAUCUGCGGCCGCUCGCGCGGCACAGGACGAUACUGCACGUUUGUGGCCAAGGGAGCGCCUUGCGUCCGGCAGAGUGCUGAACGUGACGCCAGACUUCCAGGCCGGUUUCGAGGCUGGAUUCGCCACUGCACAGAGAACCAGCAUGGACAUCGAGGAGGGGAAAGCGUUCAAGCAGCCAAGCCCCAGCGACAUGCUGAGAUCAUACCGCAAGCAACUGGAGUCCAGGAGGAGCAUAUCCGAGUUUCAGCAGAGCAGUCGAUGGCAACGCACCGAUCUGAAGGAACGCUCGCAGCGCGGCGGACGCGACACUCUACUGAGUGUGCCCCGUGAGGCGAUUGUUCAGCUCUCGUUGAAUGAUCGGCCGUGGACGGCGCCCAGCCACGGUGAGCGACCCCUGGCAAGUCACAUUCCUAGGCGACAGGGCCUGCACGGCGAGUCAGUUGCGGACACGUGGCACGCGGACUGGAACCGCAUUGAUGGAAUGCGCGGCCGAGAGGAGCGCCGUCAGCAGAUUGUGGCUGGAAAGAAGGAGAGAGAGGAGCGCAUCAAGCAGGCACACAUGGCCGCUAUGAAGGAAAGAGAAGCUGUAAGGCGUGACACGUUAGUGACUGUGGAGGCGGAAAAGACUGAGAAGCGUCACAGGCGCAGCAAGAGUCCUGCAAAGCCGCCAAAUCGCCGGACAGACGAAGAGCACGAUGCCAAAGAAGAGCAGAAACUCAAAGCAAUGCGAUCUCGUCGUGAUCAAAGAGAGAAACAACUCGCAGCAGCGGAACGCACGCCCCAGGCAAGAGACUCGCUGCGCCAGACGAGGACGUACAGUAAGAACCACUACUCUGCAGGCUACUCGGCUGCAGCGAGUCACUCUCACAAUGCGGGUUACUCGCGCAUUGCCAGUGCAGGAGGUUCUAGCAAAGCAAGCCACUCCCGUACCGUGAGCCACUCUCGCAAUUCGAAUCAUUCUGGCAAAGCGAGCCACUCUCGCAAUGCUGGUUACUCUCGCCAUAGAGACUAUGCUCACAGCCAGGGUGGCGAUGACGUGUUCACAUUCCCUGAGCCUGAGGCAGAGGGAGCAGAGAGUCGCCGUCGUAAGUUUCAGGGCGUCUCGGGUGUCCGCAAACGCAUGAGUGUGUCCAGGCAGCAGCGAGAUGAGGAAGUGAAGGCCAUACUAGCCAAGCAUAAGGUCAACAUGGGCGAUGACUGGUGCAACAAGAAACUGGCUGCGCGCAUGUUCUUUGACUGAGCUAGCUUGUCGUGCAGGACUGCCAAGACGUGCUUCACGACGUCAGUGGAUCUCAGCAUCCAUUCAUCGUCAUGGUGUACCUCAUCAGCAUGGCCGUGCAUGCAUGAACCAGCAGUUUAUGUGCUGUAUCUACAAUUCAGAGUUCUUUCGGUUCAGGUCCGGCUGUAUGGUGAGCACCUGUGCAUAAUUUACGAAUGUGUGCGCUUGUCAGUGCAUGGCACAGACUGAUAGCAUUGAUCUGCAAUAUGCACAUCGCCCUUGCAGUGUCCUUGAGUCAGCUGCACUCCGGCGUACCAAGAUCAGAAUAUCCCCG
Sycon ciliatum is the source of this 3814-nucleotide messenger RNA. RefSeq lists its product as uncharacterized. The record is from RefSeq and is a predicted model, not a curated record. Lineage: Eukaryota; Metazoa; Porifera; Calcarea; Leucosolenida; Sycettidae. The transcript has 6 exons. Bases 409 to 3501 code for a protein of 1030 amino acids.